Conger conger (European conger) is the source of this 1284-nucleotide messenger RNA. It is a transcript of the gene tbx22, whose product is annotated as T-box transcription factor 22. Gene Ontology annotation, molecular function: RNA polymerase II cis-regulatory region sequence-specific DNA binding; DNA-binding transcription factor activity, RNA polymerase II-specific. The record is from RefSeq and is a predicted model, not a curated record. The transcript has 7 exons. Gene Ontology annotation, biological process: regulation of transcription by RNA polymerase II; positive regulation of DNA-templated transcription; cell fate specification. Gene Ontology annotation, cellular component: nucleus. The coding region runs from base 79 to 1284 and encodes 401 amino acids. Lineage: Eukaryota; Metazoa; Chordata; Actinopteri; Anguilliformes; Congridae.
GGCGAGAGUGAGACUGAGGUGAGAGUGGAGCUUCAAGGGUCAGACCUAUGGAACAGAUUUCACGAGAUCGGCACAGAGAUGAUAAUAACAAAGGCUGGGAGGAGAAUGUUCCCCUCAGUACGUGUGAAAGUCAGGAACCUGGAUCCAUUCAAACAGUACUACAUCGCAAUGGAUAUUAUGCCCGUGGACUCAAAAAGAUACAGGUACGUGUACCACAGCUCGCAGUGGAUGGUAGCGGGCAACACCGACCAUUCAUGCAUUGCGCCCAGGCUCUACGUACACCCCGACUCGCCCUGUUCUGGGGAGACGUGGAUGCGUCAGGUCAUUAGCUUCGACCGUGUCAAACUCACUAACAACGAAAUGGAUGACAAAGGACACAUAAUACUACAAUCAAUGCACAAGUACAAGCCGCGAGUUCACGUGAUCUUGCACGACCAGCGACUGGACCUCUCACAGAUCCCAUCGCUCCCCGCCGAAGGUGUGCACAGCUUCUCGUUCUCAGAGACCCAGUUCACCACUGUCACGGCUUACCAGAACCAGCAGAUCACGAAAUUGAAGAUUGACAGGAAUCCAUUUGCUAAAGGCUUCAGGGACCCUGGGAGGAACAGGGGGGUUUUGGAUGGGAUUCUGGAAUCGUACCCGUGGCGAAGCCCUCUCAGCCUCGACUUCAAACCCUUUUCUCUGGAGCCACAAGGUGGACACUCGAGGUCUCUGUCCAGCUGCAGUGGCAUUUCCCCCCUGAAAGACCUUCUGUCGACGUCUUGCUCGCCUACGUCCUUCCCCUUCACUAUACCCUACGCAGACGCCGGGGCCUUACACAACAUGAGCUUCCCGCUCUGCUACAAGAUCCCCCCCUCGGCCGCUGCGCUCGGAGGCCGACCCUACAGCCUGCCAGCGCCAGACCGGCUACUCCGCCAGACAGGCUACUCCGGGAUGCGACCAAUGGUGGACUUCCCCCUUCUGUGUCCCCUGCAUGGGAAGAAAGGGCCCAACUGCAGGGGCCCGUGCCUCCAGGGGGCCCCAACCAGCUCCCCCAGCAAGUUCUCACUGCCAGGUCUCCAUGGGACCGGAGGCUCCAGAAUUCACCAGUCCACAAUGCAUCACGAAACUCUGCCACCCCCCCUGCCGUCCGCCUACAGUGUCUGUGGCUACAGCAUUCCCGUAGGUCACCGCUUCUCUGGCGUCGCACGCCACCUAAAGCUGGCUGACGCCGUGAGGCUGACGGCCAGCGAAAGCCUGCUGUCCCCGACACCCUGGCACCCUGCCAUCAACCACUGCCUCUGA